AAGAGACUCAGCGGCUCGGAAAGCUCAGAGAAACGCAGAUAUAUCCGGGGAGAGCGGUCCGGAGGACGGGCUUCGAGGCGAUGAGGACCCCGGUGAGGGACGGAGCGCGCCCGCGGCACCGGACACGGAUGUGGGCUUAAAGCCGGAGCUGUGACCGCGGCGGUUUGUUUUCAUUGUGUGUUAGUGGCGCAGGAGAAAAGGAUGCGUCCGCGGACACACACGCUCCUCCUGCUCCUGUGUUUCCCGACACCAGCUGGCCUUUCUCUCCGCUCUGACGCCGAGGAGCGCGCUGCUUUCUGAGAGAGCCCGUCCACCAUGCUGCCCGCUCAGGAUCCAUGAAAACUCUCAGUGAAAACAAGGAGGAGGAGGAGGAGGGGUCCGGCUGCAGCGCCAUGGAGGACAAGGAGAACAAUCUGAAAACGGCCCGGCUGUGGAGGGAUGCCGCCCUCCGCUCCAGGAAGCUGCGGAGCAACCUGCGCCAGCUCACCCUCUGCUCCAAAAACAACCAGAUCACACUGCCGGAGGACAUAGCCGAGAUAGAGGUGCUCAAUCUGGGAAACAACUCCCUGCAGGAGCUGCCUGAGGGGCUGGGAUCCACCCUCAACAACCUGCGUAUCCUGGUCCUGCGCAGGAACAAGUUCACCACUGUCCCCUGGGUGGUGUUCGAGCUGGUGCAGCUGGUGGAGCUCGACCUGAGCCACAACUGCCUGAGAAGCCUCUCUGAGGGUGUGGGUCAGCUGAAGGGGCUGAAGAAGCUGUGCAUCAGUCACAACAAAAUCCAGAGUCUGCCGCUUCAGAUUGGAGCGCUGCAGGUUUUGGAGGAGCUCGACAUCAGCUUCAACGACCUCCACGAUCUCCCCGGGUCUUUCUCCAGCCUCGCCAGGUUGCGGACUCUGGAUGCAGAUCACAACAAGCUGAACCAGUUCCCCCCUGAGAUCCUGAACCUCGGUGAGCUGGAGGAACUCGACUGCUCCGGGAACAAGUUCGAAACGUUGCCGGCCGACAUCAUGAAGCUGCAGUCCAUUAAAAUCCUGUGGCUCAGCAGUCUUCACGUGUCCACCUUACCUGACGCUUUCUGUCACCUGCACAACCUGGAGAGCCUGAUGCUGGACGGGAACAAGCUCACGGUGCUGCCGCCAUCUUUUGGAAACCUGCAGAGACUCAAAAUGAUCAAUUUGUCCUCUAACGAGUUUGAGAACUUUCCCCAGGUUAUUUUAAGCAUCACGGGAUUAGAGGAACUUUACCUGAGCAGGAAUAAACUGACUCACAUUCCUGAGGAAGUAGGUCGGCUGGUGAAGCUGGUGAAUCUUUGGCUGGACAAUAACAGCAUCACAUAUCUGCCUGAUUCGAUCGUGGAGCUGGAGAAGUUGGAGGAGCUUGUUUUACAGGGUAACCAAAUAGCCAUACUCCCAGAUCAUUUUGGGAAGCUGUCCAAAGUAAACAUAUGGAAGGUGAAGGAUAACCCCCUCAUCCAGCCCCCGUACGAGGUGUGUAUGAAGGGCAUCCCUUACAUCGCGGCCUAUCAGAAGGAGCUCGCACAUUCCCAGCUUGCUGUGAAGCCGCGGCUGAAGCUGGUGCUGAUGGGAAUGAAAAACGCCGGGAAAACCUGGCUCCGGCAGAGCGUGGUGAGCAGCCAGCAGGACGCUCCAGGAAUCCAGGGAAGCAAAGGAAUUGAAGUCACUAACUGGGUGGCAGACGCCGACCGCUGUCUCACGUUUCUAGUUUAUGAUUUAUCAGGGAAGCAAAACUACGACCUCAUCAAACCCUUCUUCCUGUCCCCCGGUGCUCUCUACAUUCUCACCGUCAAUCUCAAAACAUAUUCACACAAGAACUUUUAUGCCCACGUCGGGUAUUUCCUCCACCUCCUCAGUGCCAAAGUACCCCACGCUGUUGUGUGUUUAGUGGGCACACAUGCAGACUUGUGUGCAGAGGUGGAGCUGGAGGAGAAGAGUCUGGACAUUCACAGACAGAUCGGCCUCCAGGAGAAGAGGGACAUCCAGAUCCUGAGGAGCCUGGCUCUGCUGGUGGACCAGGCUCUGGAGCAGGGCUACAACGUCCGCACCUCCAGCCCUCACGUCAACUUCUACGGCGUCUCAGACAGGAACCUGAGGCGGAGGAAAGCCCAGCUGCAGUACAUGCUGAACCACAGGCUGCAGAUCCUGUCUCCUGUCCUGAGCGUCAGCUGCACAGAGACACAGAGGAACAUCCAGAGGCUGAGGGAGAAGCUCAUGUCUGUUGCAGACCACAGGGACAUCUUCCCCAACCUCCACCGUGUGCUGCCGAAGUCCUGGCAGAUGCUGGAGGAGUUGCACUUUAAGCCCAAAGACUUGUGGCUCUCGUGGUGGGACUCGGCACGUCUGGGCCUCCAGGCGGGGCUCACGGAGGACCGGCUGCAGAGCGCCUUAUCCUACCUGCACGAGAGUGGGAAGCUGCUGUACUUUGAAGACAGCUUCACUCUGAAGGAGUAUGUUUUUCACAACCUACCACGGUUCAUUGCAAUUCUUAACGUCUUCUUCCAGAGGGACGAGUCCACACUGUUGGACCGGCUCUUGUCAGAGGGGGAGAGAGGCGACAAGGGGAGGGUGAGUCUGGUUAUAGAGGACGAGAAGGGAGAGAACCUCAGGGUGAGCCAUCUGCAGCACCACGUGGAGGGCUUCCUCCAGCACGGCCUGCUACCCUCGAACGUCAUCCGUCUGCUCCUCAGGCCGCUCAUCCAGACGCAGCAGGACCUGCACCUCAUCAUGGAGCUUCUGGAGAAGAUGGGCAUCUGCUACUGCAUCAACAAGCCCCGCACCAAGCCCCUGAACGGGGCCACAGCGUGGUACAAGUUCCCCAGCUACGUCAGUAGCCAAGAGCCCCGUGUUGAGGCUCCGGCCAGCGGGAGCUCUCUGCCUCAGUGUCACUUCCUCUCUGUGGAGCAGCUGCACAUCCAGUACAGUUUCCCUUUCCUGUUUCCUCCUGGACUGUUCGCUCGCUUCAGCGUGCAGAUCAACAGCCACGUGGUCCAGAGGUCGGACGGCAGGGACCAGAUCUGCGCCUACCGGGGCAAAGUCCCCGUGGUGAUCAGCCACCGGCCCUCCAAAGGGGGACGGGCAGAGACUCUGUCCAUCGCCAGUCACGCCUCGCUGCCCAACAUCUGGACGGCCUGGCAGGCCGUGACGCCGCUGGUGGAGGAGCUGAACGUGCUGCUGCAGGAGUGGCCCGGCCUGCACUACUCUGUUCACAUUCUCUGUUCCAAGUGCCUGAAGAGAGGGUCGUCCAGCCCGCACGCCUUCCCAGGUGAGCUGCUGAGCCAGCCGCGGCCCGAGGGUCUGACUGAGAUCAUCUGUCCAAAGAACGGCUCAGAGCGGGUCGACGUGGCUCUGGUUUACCCCCCGACUCCCACCGUGGUCAGCCCCUGUCUCAAAUGACCCACACCGCACCCCCCCACCCCCCCACAGGUCUGGACCGGACUCCUGGCCCGGCUCGUCUCACUCGUCCACCUCCACUCCUGACUGACUCUGCUACAACCCCCCCAACCCCCCAGCCUGUGCCCCGCCCCCCCACACAGCCUCAGGCUGCGUCUCACUGGUGUCACGUGAACACGUCACUGCUUCAUAUGCUGAUCGUCCCUGAUCCAGGUCCUGGUCCUGAUCCUGGUCCUGGUCCUGACGUCUCAUCACACUGAACUGUAUCUGAGGAGCCUGGACUGAUCCACACAGUCACAGACCGUUGUCCUCCUCUCAGCUCCUUGUGGACAGAGGAGACAAAGACGUGUUCAGGUGGAGGAGAAUUAGAAAAAUGAACUGAGACUGUUUCUGUGUCAUCAGUUAUCUGAGGUUUAAGAUUUAAACCAGGUUUAAACUUCAGUCGAACUAAACUAAAUCACCUGAACGUCGUGUAUCUGACGGUGAAACAGCAGGAACUGAUCAGAAUUUAGGCAAAACUGUUCGACUAUGAUUCUCCUGUUUAUUACACUGAUGACAGUGUGUGUGUGUGUGUGUGUGUGCGUGUGUGUGUGUGCGUGUGUGUGUGUGUGUGUGUGUUCAUCUGGACUGAGCGACUGAAGGAUAAACUCCUCAGGUUGUUCUCUGGUUUUCAGACUCUGUCCAGCAGCCAGUGAAACGCUGAACCAGUCAGAUGUUCAGUGUCACAGAAACAGCCUCAUGUCACAGGACAGGGUCCAUGUCCACCUGUCCAACACAGGGCGGCGGUCUCAGCACAGACCCACUCUUCAGAUGUGUCCACGCAGUAAAGACAGUAGAAACGUGAUCUUUUAUGCCACGGGUGUCAGAGUCCAGUGGGAUCUGUACAGAUGUCUCUCUGCACUGUCUCUGACCCAGGGGUGUCAAACCUGUCCACAAAGGGCCGGUGUGGCUGCAGGUUUUUGUUCCAACCAAUGAAGAGCACACAGUUUGACCAAUCAACUGUCUGAAGACUGAGAUCAGUUGAUUA
This is a messenger RNA of Toxotes jaculatrix (banded archerfish), 4434 nucleotides long. RefSeq names its product malignant fibrous histiocytoma amplified sequence 1 (gene mfhas1). Lineage: Eukaryota; Metazoa; Chordata; Actinopteri; Toxotidae. The transcript has 3 exons. Bases 336 to 3410 code for a protein of 1024 amino acids. The record is from RefSeq and is a predicted model, not a curated record. Gene Ontology annotation, molecular function: protein binding.